Messenger RNA from Exophiala oligosperma, 803 nucleotides. RefSeq lists its product as uncharacterized. The record is from RefSeq and is a predicted model, not a curated record. Bases 354 to 644 code for a protein of 96 amino acids. The transcript has 2 exons. NCBI's taxonomy places the organism in Eukaryota, Fungi, Ascomycota, Eurotiomycetes, Chaetothyriales, Herpotrichiellaceae.
GGUAAACUUCGACCUAUGGUCUACUUCACAUCAGGAUUUCUCACAAGAACUACCUCAAUCCUCGAGGAGCAUUAAACACCUAAUAACCAGUAACCUACAACCAAAGUACUCUCCCUGCCCCCGUUGGCAACAGAUAAAAAGGGGUCGGAAUCUAAGAAGGCAUCUAUCGAUAUCAACUUGUUUCAUCAUUUGCGACGACGACGACGACGACGACGAUGGGCUUCUAAUUGAUCCCUCGAGGGUGACUUGUGGCACCGUGGAAGCUUUUGACAGGAGGACGGCUUGAUCGAAGAACCAUCGAAAAGAACCAACGUGAACCCGAGAGAGAGAAGAGUUGAAAGAAAGAAAGAAAGAUGGCCAUCAAGGACUUUUCACCUAUGAACAAGGGUCAAAAAUUCGACGACUUUGAAGACCCCAAAGCUUUUGACAAGGAUGAUGAUUGUUUAUCCUGUAGGGUUCUGGGAUCGACCGCCCUGACGUCGUUGGGAGUAUACACGUAUUACUCUGGCAUGCAACAGUUACGGACUCAACGCAAGGUCAUCGAACUCAGCAAGUCGAAAUACAAGUACGGCUCACGACAAUUAGGGAUUGUGUCGUUGUCGGCCACGCUGGUCGGGUUGGGGAUUUAUCGAAUGUUCAAUUAGGUAGUCUAAUCAAUCGACGAACAUACCAAAAAGUACUCAUCUUCUCCUCACCAGGGAUGAUACGUUGUACAUUUGACUUGUAAUACUAGCGGACAGAGAUUUGAAGCCCCAAAUAUUGAGUACUGGUUAAAACACAUCAAUUAUUAAUGCCGACAAGAG